This is a messenger RNA of Pistacia vera, 1462 nucleotides long. RefSeq names its product putative UDP-rhamnose:rhamnosyltransferase 1. The coding region runs from base 9 to 1412 and encodes 467 amino acids. The record is from RefSeq and is a predicted model, not a curated record. Gene Ontology annotation, molecular function: UDP-glycosyltransferase activity. The transcript has 2 exons. NCBI's taxonomy places the organism in Eukaryota, Viridiplantae, Streptophyta, Magnoliopsida, Sapindales, Anacardiaceae.
UGAGUUCCAUGGCUACGCCUAAAAAGCUUCACAUAACCAUGUUUCCAUGGCUAGCCUUUGGUCACAUGCUCCCCUUCUUUGAGUUAGCCAAGCACGUUGCUGGGAAGGAUCACAAAGUCUUUUUCAUAUCAACUCCUAACAACAUCAAACGCUUGCCAAAAAUCCCUCCAAAUUUAUCACCAUUCAUGAACUUCGUCUCCCUCAUUUUACCCCCUCAAGAUAAUCUCCCUCAAGACGCAGAAGCCACCACUGACUUGCCAUUUUCCAAAGUUCAAUACCUCAAAAUGUCCUAUGAUAAACUCCAGGAUUCUUUAACUCAGUUUCUACAAACUUGUACUCCUGAUUGGAUCAUUUACGAUGUCUUCUCUUAUUGGUUACCACCAAUAGCUGCCAAUCUUGGCAUCUCUUGCGCCUACUUCAGUAUCUUCCCAGCUUGGUCAAAAUGUUUCUUCGGAUCAUCAACAACCGCAAUGAUCAACGGCGAGGAUCCAAGGACUAAGCCGGAAGAUUACACUGUUCCUCCGAAUUGGGUACCGUUUCAUUCCGAGAUAGCAUUUCGCCUCCACGAGGCGAAGAAACUGUUCGUUCAUCUUAAAGAAGACGAUUCGGGAGUGAGCGACUUGUUUCGUUUCGGAUCGGCGAUAGCUGGUUGUGAUGUGAUAGCUAUUAAGAGCUGCAUGGAGCUAGAAUCGGAAUGGUUAAACCUCAUGGGAGAGCUUCAUGGUAAACCAAUUGUAUCCGUCGGCCUAUUACCGCCCUCGGAUAAAGAUAACAGAGAAAAUGUAACUGAGCAUAAUUCUUGGCUUAUAAUCAGCGAGUGGCUGGACAAACAAAAAGCAGGUUCUGUGGUUUAUGUAGCUUUAGGAAGCGAGAUAAAUCCAAGUCAAGAAGACCUCACUGAGUUGGCUCGAGGGCUAGAGCUAUCCGGAUUACCCUUCCUUUGGUGUCUGAGAAGGCAGCACAAUCCGGUGGAGCUUCCGGAUGGGUUCGAGGAGAGAGUCGAGGGCCGCGGAGUGGUGUGGACGAGUUGGGCACCUCAACUGAAGAUAUUAUCUCAUGAAUCGGUGGGAGCGUUCUUGACUCAUUGUGGGCUAAACUCAAUUAUCGAGGCACUCCAUUAUGGGCGUCCAUUGGUUUUGCUACCUUUUGUGAUGGAUCAUGGAUUAGUUUCAAGAGUUUUUGCGGAGAAGAAAGCGGGGAUAGAAAUAGAGAGAAAUGAAGAAGACGGGGUGUAUUCGAGGAAGUCGGUGGCGGAGACAUUGAGGAUGGUGAUAGUCGAAGAAGAAGGAAGAGUUUACAGGGAUAAAGCCAAGGAAAUGAGGAUUAUAAUUGCUGAUAAGGAACUUCAGAAUCAAUAUGCAGACAAUUUUGUUGAGUUCCUUCAGAAUUAUAGACAAAUUUCUAAGUAUUGAAAUUACAUUUUAGGUUAAUUAAAUAAAGCUAAUAAAUCAACAUGUCAUCU